AUGAGUUCUAAUCAAGGUCAUAGCUCAGAUGCAUCUGAAAUGUCUACAGAAUCAGAAGCAAAGAAAAAAAAAGAGUAUGAGGAAACCGUAUCAAGAUCAUAUGUUAUACUUGCCGAGUCAAAUGGGUGGAGAAAUCCGGACAAUUCUAUUUUUCCAAUAUCAACGGAAAACCUUUGUAAUUACAUUCGUGCAAAAAUGGUGACCAAUAGCUCCAAAAGCAUUGAGUGGUAUAUUAAUGGCCUCAGGAGAUAUCACGAAAAAUUGUAUAAGAAUAAGGAUUGGGAACUCGUUUGCAAGCAUCCCGAUGUCAUUAAUUUGUUGAAGAAAAUCAAGGCAGAAUCUAAAUUAAAGAGUGAAAAGGAAUCUUUUGGAACCUCUCAUCAUCAUACCGGAAAAGGGAAUUGGCGCGCGGAGCAACUUAACGCUGAGAAUCGACUUACGGGAGUAUCGACGAAUAUAAGAUUCCCGAUGGUCAUUGAAGCAACAACGAAACCGAUCAAUUCUAUAUCCGUUGAACAAAACCACGAAUUUCUCGGCAAUAUUCAUAUUCCAUUCGUAGCUGCGAGCAGGAAUAAUGAGACCAUGUCAAACUUAUUGGACGGCAACGAAACUGACUCACAAGAAGAGUCAUCAGGAUCAAAGUCCGUCUUAGCAGAGAAAUUUGAUCCUAUGAUCGUUGGAUCAGAUUCCGAGGAUGACGAUGAUGAAGACUAUGAACCAGAAAGUUUCAAAUAUCGAUAUGAGAGUGCGUACAGAAGUCUGAAAGCGAAGUAUGCGAUGAAAUGCGACUAUCAUUUCGAUGGCUGCGUUCCACUAGGUGAAGGUCGACAUUUUAUCCUUGCGGAAAAACUAUACAGACGUUGGGCUGCAUUAAUUGCGUCGGGAGAGGAUUUUGAUAUUAACUCGUUACCAACCUCUCCCGAGCUAACUGAAUUUCAUGUAGAUCGAGCGGUUUCUAUCUAA
This is a messenger RNA of Acaulospora colombiana, 963 nucleotides long. The record is from the annotation of a GenBank genome assembly. NCBI's taxonomy places the organism in Eukaryota, Fungi, Glomeromycota, Glomeromycetes, Diversisporales, Acaulosporaceae.